CUCUCUCCCUCCUCGCUCUCUUCCUCUGACACACACACAUAGAAACACACGAACACACACCCGUGGCUGUCUCCUUUCACCAGCUGCAAUUAUCAACAGAGCGUUUCUCUCCUUUGGACUAACAGCAACUCCUUCCUGGCCCAAGUGUGAAUGACACACUACAAACAGAGACCAUAAUGGAAAACCAUUUGGAUUAUGAACAUGACUAUACCUACCAUGACCAUCACAACAACACCAACCACAGUAGCUACGAAGACGAGGACUUUGCCGAAUACCACACAGUCUGUGACAAACAAGACGUCCGUUCCUUUGCCGGUGUCUUUCUGCCUGUGGUCUACACCCUAGCGUUGAUCCUGGGUCUGGCAGGGAAUUCGCUAGUCAUCUUUGUUUACCUUUCCCACAAGCGUUUACGAACACUGACCGAUGUCUUUAUCCUCAACCUGGCCUUUGCAGACCUUCUGCUCCUCCUCACGCUGCCCUUCUGGGCGGCGGAUGCGGUUAACGGUUGGGAAAUUGGCACGGCUGCCUGCAAAAUCACCUCUGCUCUCUACACCACCAACUUUAGCUGUAGCAUGCUGCUGCUAGCCUGCAUUAGCAUUGACCGUUAUCGUGCCCUGGUCAAAGUUUCCACCACUGCUAACGCAACGAAUAGGAACAGCGCUCGAAGGCAGAGGGUUAUAAUGUGCCUCCUGGUUUGGAUGUUGGCCAUUUUGCUAGGGUUGCCAGAUAUGGUGUUCUACACGGUAAAGCAGAACUCUAUCGGGCGUAACGCCUGCAGGGCGGUUUACCCGCACGACAUGGCACGGGCGGCUAAAGCCACUGUGGAAAUUCUGGAGGUGUCGCUAAGUUUUCUGUUGCCUUUCCUAGUGAUGAUGUUUUGUUACUGCAGGGUGGGUGUAGCGUUAAAUCAGGCCGCUACAGCGGGGGUACGUGGCGUUAAGAGGUGGAAGGCGUUUCGAGUGUUAAUCGCAGUGGUCGGGGUGUUUCUGUUGACCCAGCUUCCGUACAAUUUAAUAAAACUGAUCCGAGCUUUGGAUGUGAUCUACAUGUUAGUGACGGAAUGCGAGAUGAGCAAAAACUUGGACCGGGCCAAUCAGAUAACAGAGAGUCUGGCCCUCACGCAUUGCUGCCUGAAUCCCGUGCUCUAUGUCUUCAUCGGAUCGUCCUUCAAAACGCACAUGAUGAAACUCGUCAAACGUUGCGGCCAGACAGGAAGAGGUUAUCGUCAUGGCAACGAGCAGCCCACUGUUGAGUUAUCCCUUAGGUCAGGAGCACAAACUCAGACUCACUCUUCUUCAGGGAAUGAAGAUACGAGUACCUUUACAAUUUGACACACACACUAACGUACUAUCUUGGAGACUAAGACACUCAUUUCAGAAAAGUAACAGCUUUUUAUUAUCUGACAUCUCUGAUGAGCCCUUUGCACAUUUUAAUACUUUAAGGCCUUAAGCAUACUGCUCAUCAAAGGACCUCCACAGAAUUGUGUCUGUCUGUCAUUUACAAUGUUUUCCUACCUUUAUGUAUACUGAUAGUGUAGUUUCCCGUUUACUACAUUUAAAGUCAUUACACAGAAAUCCCCUCUCGUAACCUGUACUAACAACAGAUGCACAGAUAAUGUGUGGGUAUAUUUAUUAGUUACAGUAACACUACUUAUAAAAACUGUGUAAUUAAGAAAUGUUAUGUAAAAAGAUCAACAGUUCAAUAUUUGUAUUUACAUAUUAUAAUAUAUAUCUCAAAUGUAAAUAUAUUUUCAGAUUAAAGCAAACUUUUUACACGUUGA
Molecule: messenger RNA, 1780 nt
Organism: Paramisgurnus dabryanus
Lineage: Eukaryota; Metazoa; Chordata; Actinopteri; Cypriniformes; Cobitidae
Gene: ackr4b
Product: atypical chemokine receptor 4b
Biological process (GO): G protein-coupled receptor signaling pathway; calcium-mediated signaling; immune response
Cellular component (GO): membrane; external side of plasma membrane
Molecular function (GO): scavenger receptor activity; C-C chemokine binding; C-C chemokine receptor activity
Source: RefSeq, a predicted model, not a curated record